Messenger RNA from Labrus bergylta (ballan wrasse), 2994 nucleotides. The record is from RefSeq and is a predicted model, not a curated record. NCBI's taxonomy places the organism in Eukaryota, Metazoa, Chordata, Actinopteri, Labriformes, Labridae.
GACCAGGACACAGAUUGGCCGAUGUCUCAGGGUCGGUGGUGCUGUCAGCCCCGAGUCUUGUGGGAGACGCCUAUGGAGGCCUGGAGGGGGACGACGGGGAGGGCACCGGAGUGGACAGUGCCAUUUUCCAAGUGCCACGCAUUGGGAAGAAUAUUCCUAACGGCACAGAUAAAAACCAACUAGGGCCCACGGAAAAUGAAGGUGGUAAAACACAAGUAAUGGGGGAGAUCAAGGUCGCUCUCAAGAAGGAGGUGAAGACAGAAGGAGACCAAUUGGUUUUGGAGGUCCUUCAAUGCAGGAACAUCACUUACAAGUUCAAGAGUCCAGACCAUCUACCAGACCUGUACGUAAAGUUGUAUGUGGUGAAUGUCGCCACUCAAAAGAGGAUCAUCAAGAAGAAGACCAGAGUUUGUCGACAUGACAGAGAGCCUUCUUUCAACGAGACCUUCAGGUUCCCCCUCAACCCAACUGGACACUCCAUUCAGCUUUUCUUGGUGUCAAACGGGGGAAAGUUCGUGAAGAAGACCCUGAUAGGGGAAGCCUACAUCUGGCUCGACAACGUGGACAUGAGGAAGAGAGUGGUCAGCUGGCACAAGCUGUUUGUCAGCUCCACUCAGACCAACCCCUGAGCACCACCAGAAAAAAAAAAGCAGAUGUGCUCGAGCCACGGAAGGUGAAGUCGCAAUGAUCUAGAAUGUACUAGACAUCUGAUUUGACAAAAAGAUGAAUGAAAAAAAAAAGAGAAAAAGCAACAAGAGGAAUGAAAUGGAUCUAGUUGAAGUCCUCUAUCUGUUCUUUACUUUCCUGGUAUGCGUUCUAAGGAGGAGGGAAUGACGUGCUAAACACCAUAACAACUGUAUCAGUCCAACACUGCCAGCACACACCCACAUCCUCACAUGUCAAGAGUCUAUAGCGGCUGUGGAUUGCUUUUGAGAGCAUUGUUGCCUUUCUAUCCUUAGUUGUUAAUGCCCUGAUGCAUAUGAGACUUUGUUUUGGUGCUGUGCAACUGAGCUAACAUAUCUAUUUGAGAUAAAAGAUAGAAAAAAGAUGAAUUUCACUUGAUCAGAAAUCAAAAACUUUUGUUUGUUGGCAUUUUGUGUUUUUCUUCUCACACGAGAGUUGUCGUUGUAAUGCUUGAAUGAUGGUUGUGACGUGUGUGGACAUCAGUGCUCUUGACAUAUUUUAUGAUGAAGGAAUGCAAAGUGUUUCUGUAUAAUAGUCUUAAAGUUUUGUGUAAAGAGAAGAAGAAAAAAAGGCAUUAUGUAUUUGUAUAAGUCAGAGUUACGGAUGAGAACUGUACAGCACUUCAGAUUGUACAUAUCUCACAUGCAGGUUUCAGAGCAUAUCAGAGAAUCACAUUGUACAGUGUGAGGUUUAUAUAAUACACAAAGAUAUCAGAUUCAGUAUAUAUCUAAAUACAGUACACUGUAUAAGAGUUAUUCAUCUGUCACUAGACUAUAUAUAUAUAGAUAUAUAUUCAAAUAUAAACACAUGAUCUCUAUUAGACUGAGGCUGUGGGUGGCGCACUGACAAUCCAGUAGGCUACUUGAGGGUGUAGGCAGUCAUAAUAGCUGUUUUGUGAAUGUGGACCUAUGUGAGCUAACGGAUGCUCAUGAAAAAACAGCUCCUCGGUCCUCUGAUCACGCUGAUGUACCACUAAACAGAUAAUUUUUCGGUUAAAAGGGCGAGAUCCGGUGACCUCAUUGGCAUCAUGUUGUGAAGUGCAGGUCAGAAUAACUAUUAAAUGAAAGUUGAAGUCUGAAUAAAAACAUGAUGCAUUGAAUGUUACAAGCCAACUCUAGAGGACGACAAGAGUUUAAUCACACCUGUGUCAUGUGUACAUUUCACUUUCAAGGCUGUUGUAAGUUGCUCAGAGUAGACUUUGUUUUCUGUAGCCCAUACGGUGAUUCUAAUGUCAGAAUGGACUUCUCACAAGUUGUGUCAAAAACCAUGUGUAGAUCUGCACCUGUCAUUACUUCACAGUAUGGCAGCUCUGCUUACUCUGUGUUAGUGAAGCCCCCCCUUGGUCUGAGUUUGACCAAAAAUGUAUUUCAAUAUGAUGAAAACAAAACAAACAAAAAAAAAAACAAGUUAAAAUGUCAAGGUUCCCACUGUUUGUCUGACUGUGCUGUAAAACUCACUGUGGUGUUUUGUGUCAGUGACUCCUGUUUCAACACAGUGAACCAGCCUCUCUCACUGCCUGUGAACGCUCACUCAGGCCUGCCAGGGUUCAGUCCUAUCCGGGGGACUGAGGAACACAUAGGGCCAAGUGUCUCAGUACGCAUGAGCAGCAGAAGACCCCUGUAUGUGUCUUGUAAUGUUUUGCCACCAGAGCAACAUAAAAGUGAUGAAUAUAACUUAUCGAGUGACCCUCAGAGCUAACUGUCAGUGUGUUAAGGCAUAUCAAAGGGAUAAUGCAAUUUUUUUUUUUUUAAAGAAUGAAAUAUUUAAAACGUCAAACACACUUAGAACAUGAUGUCACUUCAAUUUCAACAAAAUAAGAAGAGAAAAGAGAAAAUAAUACGGAGGGGAUAUGUGGCAGGUUUUUCAGUAGUUACUUUGCUGUGCCAAUUUUUUUUUAAAUUAUUAUUAUUAUAGACCUAUUGGUUCUUAAUUCUAUGCAACAUAAAUGUGUUUGAAUGCAUUUGUUUUUUGAACUAAAUGUUAUGUCUAUGUUUAAAUAUGUCGUAUAGAAAAAAAAGAACUUUAAUUUGUACAUCCUUGAAAGAAAAGAUUAAAUAUAUUGAGUUUUUUACUGAUUCUAAUAUAAAUUGAUGUUAACGUCUGUUAACAUUAACAUUACGCUUGUGCACUUUAUUAUGACAUUGUUUAUUUUCUUGUCUCAUUUUAACUGUCGACAACAUGCAAGUUUAUGUGUUUUUUUUGUCUCUGCACUUGGAAUGAAGCGAAUGACGAUGUACAUGGUGGCAGAAAAAAUCUUUGGUGUGCAUUUUGUAUCAAUGUUGCUAAAAAGAAAACACAUGCAGACAUGUU